Molecule: messenger RNA, 5583 nt
Organism: Brettanomyces nanus
Lineage: Eukaryota; Fungi; Ascomycota; Pichiomycetes; Pichiales; Pichiaceae
Exons: 2
Coding region: 1-5583 (1860 amino acids)
Biological process (GO): phosphatidylinositol phosphate biosynthetic process; phosphatidylinositol-mediated signaling
Cellular component (GO): plasma membrane; cytoplasm
Molecular function (GO): 1-phosphatidylinositol 4-kinase activity
Source: RefSeq, a predicted model, not a curated record
AUGGGAGGCAUUCCGCGUGGAUCCAUCAGAGCAGCGGCCCUAGAACGAUUGGCUGGACUCACAGUCAAGAAGGCACUGCCUUCUUACGGGAAUUUGAGUGAUGCUGUUCCUCCUAUGUUUAGCAAGAUUCUCAAGGGUAUUAGGAAAACCUCCGAUUUGUCCGGCUUGCCAAUUUCCAGGGCCGAAUUGGAUACUCUAUUUGCACUCUGCAGAUGUUCUGCCUAUGUAAAGAACCAGACACAGGCGGAAAUUCUUCUUGCUCGUUUCAAGUUCUAUUUGAGGCAAUCGAAGUCACAGAAGUUCUCUUGCAAUAGACUUCUAGUUCACACCUAUCCUACCGCUUGGACUUGUCUAACUUACGAACUAGUUGUUGCCAUUUCUAACUUGGGCCUUUCGUUUCCGUCUCUAGAGGCUGUUGCGAUAGAGUCAAUCAUGUGCUUUGUUGAGACGUUCAGAUCAGACGAUACCGACUUGUAUGGUUUGUUUUCAUUGGUUGGCUUAUUGCAAGGAUUGACCCAAAAGGUCGAAAUUCUUACGCCAGCACUUGUAAAGUGUCUUUUCAGCAUAUUCAACACAGAAUUGUACUCCGAAAUUGAGGCAACAAUCAACGAAGCGUCUGACAACGAAGAUAUAGAGCUCAUAAACGGAUUUCUCGACUCAGGUUUCGAGUUCUCCUCUAUUUUCUUCAUAUAUUUAUUGGGUCAGCUAUGUACAGAGUUCUUGAAGAAUUUGGUUCACGCCCCAAAAGAAGAGAUCCUCACCAAUUAUAUGCUUUGUUCAGAUGCCGUGGCCUAUAAUGUCACUCCCGAUGAUAAAUUGUUGGUAAAACAUAUUGUUGACAAUUUUUCCAACAUUCAUGCCUACAUCACCACUUCUCCAGAUACCGUUAUUAGUUCCACAGACUGUCGUAGAUCUCUCACAAAUACCAUUAAAUCAACUGGUUUGAAUAUCACAUUGUUUGGUUAUGUGGUAUCCGUUGUCAGCUUUGACCAUGUCAAGGCCAGUGUUAAAAGAUAUCUAGAUGCAAUGUCAAAAUUGGAAGAUUCCAACAUGGAUUUCUUUGUGGAACUGGUAAACUCUGACUUGAUUCUUAGUGUCUUUUCAGCUGCUGCUCUUCUCAGUGAGGGUGAUAGAACUAUGGGACUUUUACUUAACAAGUACUUCCCUGCUGUCUUGUCCUACCCAAUAGUCAGUAGAGAAACAGCUGUUUCAUUGGCUAAAUCUCUCACCUUUAGUUUGAAAACUUUGUCAGAGGAUGAAAUUGUCUCUUGCAUCUAUAGUUUGACCAAUCUCCUUUAUGAUCCCGGAGAAUCGGACUCACAACCUCCCAGUGCAAACGGUGACCCUCUUCGCAGUACAGGGUAUGCUACUUUAGAGGCGGAAGAAGUCAUAUGCAGAAAUGUCGUCAGUGCUGUGUUGGAAAUCACAAAGGCCUUCAACGAUGAAUCUAUAAACAUUCUCGUCAUCACUCUUCUCUCUCAAAAGAUCAGAAAAAGCCCUGAUGAAUUCAAUUGUGUGCUAUUAGAAGGACUGAUAGAUUUUGUCGAUAUCAUGGAGAAACGGGAAUUUAUGAUAUUGCUACGCUACUUUUACGAUGCAGCACGUAACUCUGUCAGUAAUGUUCGUAUCUCCAAGAUGACUAUGGAUGUUUGGAUCAAAUUUAGUGAAAGAAUGGCGAAAAAACCCGAUAGUGAACUCUGUACAGACUAUUUGCAUGGGUUGCUCUCCUCGAUUAUCUCUCGCGGUGACUUGGAUGAUAUUGCUCAUCAUCGUUCCAAUAAUGAUAUAGCGGCUUCUGCUCUCCAAAUUGAAAACUUCUUGAGACCUUUGGCACAUUUAUUACCCGACUUGGAUCAGAAGCCUUUAGAAUUUGUUGACAAGACCACCAUCAGCCUGUUCAGGGAUGCUUGGUUUAACCUCUGCAUUCACGGCUUUGCUUACAAUUCUGAGAUUUAUAAAAGGGACUACACAUCCUUGCGUAGAAUUGCUCACAGUACGCCACCGUUGGCCUCGGAAUCUUCAUGGAAUAGAAGUGAGACGUCCAUAGAGCUAAACACCGUUCUUAGACGUGCCACUUCCAAGCGUACUGAGAAGUUGCAUAAGGAUACGUUAAGUUCUAUCAUUACAACGAAAACUAUCGAUGCCAAAGUGUUUGAAACCCAGAUUUCUAGGCCUGGCUUGAUGUUUCUAGCCGCCAAUUUACUGGUGGAGAUGUUGCGUGUAGAUUGUGGCAACUGCUCAACUUCUUUGGAAUAUUUGUCGGAUCCUUCUGUCUCAAUUGCCAAGCUUGAUACCUUUGUGGGUGCUAUAGCUUAUCACUGCUGCUCUCAGUAUAUCAACAGGCUCAGGAUGGGAGGAUCCACUCAGUUCAGUGUACCUAGGGUGACCGCUCAAUUGGAAAAGAUCUUUAUUUAUUGUUGUCAUAGAGAUCAUUCCUUACAGGAUGUUGCCUUCCAAUGUGCAGAUCGCAUAGUUACCUUAAUUCCAUCAUCUUUGUGUCACGAAAGAAGCGCGUUCUCGAUGUUGGAUAUUUUGACCCUACUUUAUGAUAGUAUUGUUGAUGCGGAUACUCAUGAAUACGAACCAAAUGUGGAAUUUAGGUCUGAUGUGAUGGGUAUUAAUUUAUCACUAUCUGAUUCUUACAACUGGCGUCAAAAAACGUUGGACAGUUUUACCAGAUUUGCCAGAAGAAGUACAACUUUUGUUCUAAGUAAAUGUGAGGUCGAUAUGAAAUCCAUUCUGUAUACAUAUGUUUCCAAGGCAGAUUCUAUUCAUAGAGUCUUGAACUUUGGUGUGACUUUUUCUUUAGAAAUGGUUGGCAAAUCAUUGCCAGAGGAGAAGGAAUAUUAUGGAUUAAACGCUGAUGCAAGAAAUAGUUUUGGAAAAGGUGCUUCUGCUCUCACCACAACCUCAGGAUUUCUUUCCCAGUUUUCAUGGACAAGACAUAUCAACGAUACUGGGAUAGAUAUUCUCCGGAGCGGUCUUGACAACGUUGAGUCUAUUAUUUUCCGCUGUCGGGAAAAAGUUGUUCAGUUCAAGGAGAGGCUUACUAGAGGCGAGAAAGUUUCGCAUGAUCAGUUUGUAGUCAUCAUGAAUCAAAUAACUGGCAUUAUUGUCUUAUCUAAGCAGGUUCGAGGUGAUUUUGUGAGAUGGGCAAGCGAACUUCCAUUUUCAGCUAUGUGUGCAGAAAAUAUUGAGUUUUCCGUGGGUGUAUGGCUUGGCAUUAUGAAGGAGAAGCCAGAAGCAGCUUCGUUAUUACUCUCUGGAAUCAUGCUAGGAUUUGAGCGUAGCGUUAAUCUUGGGCUUGGCUUAUACUCUACGCACAACGACCUCAAGGAUCCCAAGUUCUAUCCCAUGGAGUAUCUUCCUACAAACAAAAAAGUAUUUGAGCACUCUGGUAAAGUUGCGGAAGCCAGUAUCAAACCUCACUUGGUUUUGAUCAAACUUCUCUCCUCUCAUUUCCAGGCCUGCAAACACCAAAGUGAUCAUCUUUUGAAGAUGUUUACUCUGAUGAUCAGUAUCGCUUUGAAGGGACUCAAUGAUGCCAGCGUUCAUCCAUUUGCACGGUUGGCAAGGUUUGAGCUUGUUAACUUUGCAGUGGAUAUUCUCAAAUCACAUAUUGCUUUGAGAACUAGAGAUACUCCAAGGUUGAUUUCCCUUCUUCUAGAUUCUUCACUAUCCUGGUUCUCGACCCAUAGUGUUAGUACACCAUUCGGAAGUAACAAACUCAGAAUACAUGCUGAUUAUACUAUUUUGAGAAAGGUGGCUACGUAUUUCAAUAGCGUCACGUUUGCCACAAAGAUUCAGGAACAGAAGAGAAACAUUCUCCUUUUAUUUUUGGAUCAUGAAGUUUCUUUCUUGGCCGCUUGGUUGAACCCAUUGAGCCCAAGGGAUACAUUGGGUACUUAUUGCAGGUACAAAUUUGAUGAUAAGAUUCUAUCUGAUGCAUUCUUUCUUGAUGGACGUUUGGCCAUCAAUCUCUUCAAGAGAUUUGAUAGAGAUGGUUCUUUGAUGGAUGUUUUAACAUCUCUUAUCUGUAGAUAUCCCUUCAAAGUGGUCGAUGAUCCGUCUGCGAUUGCGUUCUUAACGUUGCGGAACCGUCCAUCGAAGUCGCACGCUAUUGUAGUUUGGAGUUCCGCUUCUCCAUUGGAUUCCAUUAUGCACUUCAUGCCUUCUUAUAAUAAGGAUCCGUUGGUUUUACAAUACGCAAUGAGGUCUAUCGAGAGUUUCGACGCACAUCAAACAUUCUUCUAUGUUCCUCAAAUUGUUCAAACUUUGAGAUACGAUGUAUUAGGUUAUAUUAGAAGAUACAUCUUAGAGACGGGUAACGUUUCGCAGUUGUUUGCCCAUCAAAUUAUAUGGAAUAUGGCUGCAAACUCAUACAAGGACGAAGAUUCUAAUCUUCCUGAUGCGUUAAAGCCUACUUUAGACAAUAUAUGUGAUACCAUGGUGAAUGAUUUCAGUGAUACCGACAGAGAGUUCUAUGAGAAGGAGUUUUCUUUUUUCAAGGAUGUAACCAGUAUAUCUGGAAAAUUGAAGCCAUAUAUUAAGAAGUCCAAAUCUGAGAAGAAAGCCAAGAUCGACCAAGAGAUGGCGAAUAUCAACUUACAAGAAGGAGUUUAUUUACCAAGUAACCCUGAUGGUGUUGUGGUUAAUAUAGACAGGAAGUCAGGUAAGCCAUUACAAUCUCAUGCCAAGGCUCCAUUUAUGGCUACUUUCAAAAUCAAGAGGAAAGUUGGUCGUAUUGGUGAAGAUGACGACGAGGAUGGCCAAGAUGGAGACCAGCCAAAAUAUGAAGUGGUAAAUUUGAGCGCCAUUUUCAAAGUGGGUGAUGAUUGCAGACAGGAUGUGUUGGUUUUGCAGUUGAUGGCUAUCUUUCGCACGGUUUGGAUGACUGCUGGCUUAGAUGUCUACGUGUAUCCGUACCGGGUGACCGCUACCGCUCCCGGAUGUGGUAUUAUUGACGUUCUUCCAAACUCUUCCUCCAGAGAUAUGCUCGGAAGAGAGGCUGUUAAUGGCCUAUACGAGUACUUUAUCACACAGUUUGGACCGGAGACCUCUACAGGUUUUCAAAGAGCAAGAAAUAAUUUUGUCAAAUCGUUGGCAUCGUAUUCAAUUAUUACCUACUUGCUUGCCAUUAAAGACAGACAUAAUGGUAAUAUCAUGUAUGAUAAUGAAGGUCACGUUCUUCACAUCGACUUCGGUUUUUGUUUCGAUAUUGCACCUGGUGGAGUGAAGUUCGAGCAGUCUCCAUUUAAGCUCACUCGGGAGAUGGUGCAGGUUAUGGGUGGAGGACCCGAUACGCAAGCAUUUAGAUGGUUUGAAGAGCUUUGCGUUAAAGGAUUUCUUGCCAGUAGACCAUACAUGGAUGCAAUUGUCGGUGCUGUAGAGCCUAUGCUUGAUAGUGGAUUGCCGUGCUUUAAAGGUGCCACCAUCAAACGGUUGAAGGAUAGAUUUGUUCCUACGAAGAACACCAAGGAUGCAGCUACCUACAUGAGAGGAUUGAUCAAGAAGUCUUAUGAGAGUUUAGCCACUAAGGGAUACGAUGAAUUCCAGAAGAUCACCAACGGCAUUCCUUACUAG